AUGACGAAGCUCAAGCUCAUGAAGAAGACAAAGAUUGAUGCUGAAAUUCCCAUUAUUCUGGGAAGACCAUUCUUGGCAACCAAGAGAGCAUUGGUGGAUGUUCAAAAUGGGGAAUUGAAGUUCCGAGUGAACGAAUAUGAAGUAAGCUUUAAUGUGUGUAAGUCAAUGAAGCACCCAAGCGAUAUUCAUGUGGUCUCUACUAUUGAUGUUAUUGAUAAAACGGUGGCUAGUGUGAGCCAUUUGAUGAGUAUGAGUGAACCACUUGAGGCCAUGCUUGCUAACUAUGAUGAGUUCGAAGUCCAAGGCUAUAAAGAGGUAGUACCAACCCUUUCGGGUUUGGGGGAGUAUUCAAAAUCUUCAUUGAAGCUGGAUAUUGAUCUAAAAUAUGGAGAAAGUCCUCCCGCAAAGCCAUCAACGGAGGAACCACCGAAGCUUGAGUUGAAAGUAUUCACGGUAACUCUACAACAAACUCAUUGGUAUUCUGAUUUUGCUAACUAUGUAGUGCGCAGGCUGAUACCGGAAGAACUGAACAUCUAUCAACAAAAGAGGUUUUUAUUCGAUGUCAAGAAAUACUUUUGGGAUGAACCAUACUUAUUCAGAGAGUGUGUAAACCAUAUUAUUCAGAGAUGUGUACCGGAAGAGGAAUUCAAUGAAAUUCUCCAUGCUUGUCAUUCUUCACCGGUUGGGGGUCAUCAUGGUGGAGUGCGUACAACUGCUAAAAUCCUCCAAAGUGGUUACUACUGGCCAUCCCUUUACAAAGAUGCUCAUGAAUUUGUUAAGAAAUGUACGCAAUGUCAAAGACAAGGUGGAGUAUCCAGAAGACAUGAGCUUCCUUUGAAACCUAUUUUGGGAGUUGAAUUAUUUGAUGUUUGGGGAAUAGAUUUCAUGGGUCCAUUUGCGAGUUCGUUUGGUAAUAUGUACAUUUUGGUGGCAGUAGAGUAUGUUUCUAAAUGGGUAGAAGCUGUGGCACUACCAAACAAUGAAGGGAGAAGUGUUGUUCAGUUUCUAAAACGCUACAUCUUUGCUAGGACUGAUUGGUCUCAAAAGUUAGAUGAUGCUUUAUGGGCAUAUCACACCACCUACAAGACACCAAUCGGUAUAUAUCCAUAUCAACUACUCUUUGGGAAAUCUUGCCAUUUAUCGAUUGAAUUGGAACACAAAGCAUUAUGGGCAUUAAAGGCUCUUAAUCUGUACUGGGCAAGAACUUCAAAAGGAAGAGUAGAUUAUCUCAAUGAAUUAGAUGAAUUCAGGAUUAGGGCCUAUGAAAGUUCAACACUCUACAAGGAAAAUAUGAAGAAGUGGCAUGAUUCUAGAAUCCUUGGAGGGAAUUCUGAGUUGGAGAUUGGGUGUUGCUGUAUAACUCUCGACGAAGACUCUUUCCGAGAAAGCUCAAAUCCAUAUAGUAUGGCCCAUUUAGAGUAA
This is a messenger RNA of Solanum verrucosum, 1422 nucleotides long. RefSeq lists its product as uncharacterized. The coding region runs from base 1 to 1422 and encodes 473 amino acids. NCBI's taxonomy places the organism in Eukaryota, Viridiplantae, Streptophyta, Magnoliopsida, Solanales, Solanaceae. The record is from RefSeq and is a predicted model, not a curated record. The transcript is spliced from 4 exons. Gene Ontology annotation, molecular function: nucleic acid binding.